AUGUUUCUUCUUAAUUCUUCCGCGGCGCUGGCCGCAUUGUUUGCUAGCAUGGUCAAUGCCUUUCCCAACUUACCCUUUGUUGUGGAUGGCCCUAACAUGGUUGACACGACGGGAGCUACCGUCAAAUUCGCUGGAACAAACUGGCCAGGUCACGGAGAAGUUAUGAUCCCCGAAGGAUUGCAGUACCAAUCUAUCGAGACCAUUGUUUCCGACAUCAAGAGCCUCGGAAUGAACGCCAUUCGUCUGACCUAUGCCAUUGAAAUGAUUGACCAGAUCUAUGCCAAUGAUGGAGAAGACAUUGAUAUCAAGACAGCAUUCACAGCUGCUCUGGGCGCAAGCAAUGGGACUGUGGCGCUGAACAGCGUACUGGCAAAUAACCCGCAGUUCACGGAGAGUACAACGAGACUUGAGGUCUAUGAUGCUGUUACAAAGGAGCUUGCCAAGAACGAGAUUUAUAUCAAUCUUGACAACCAUAUGUCCAACGGCAAAUGGUGCUGUUCUGGCACCGACGGCAAUACCUGGUGGGGAGACACAUAUUUUGAUGCAGACAACUGGGUUCGAGGGCUUUCGUACAUGGCUAAUCAUGGGCUGUCUUGGAGCAACUUGGCAUCCAUGUCCCUUCGCAACGAAUUCCGCCAGCCAACAAAUAAUGAGGCUGUCAAGGCCACAUACAACUGGGAGACUUGGUACAAAUAUAUCCGUGAAGGCGCAGCCGCCGUUCAUGCAGCUAACCCAGACGUACUGGUCAUCCUUUCUGGUCUGAACUAUGACACCACCAUGCAGCCUGUUGUCAGGGGACAAGCUCUCUCCCCGGGAACUGCCACGUUUAGCUUUGAUGACUUUGCCGGGUUCGAGAACAAGCUGGUCAUUGAGCUUCACAACUACGACAGAAGUGCAUCAUCUUGCUCUGCUCUCCAAGGCUCCCUGUAUAACGGCGGAGCGCAGGCCAUGAACCCUGACGAGGCAAGCACCGUGAAUGUCUUCCCGGUCUUGGUGACUGAGUUUGGGUUCCCACAGGACGGGAGCUCUUGGCAAACUGUCUAUGUGACGUGCCUGGCCGAAUGGAUGCCCAACAACACGGCCGGGUGGUUUCAGUGGGUUGUGGUCGGCAGUUAUAUGAUCCGAUCAGGCGUGCAGGACUAUGACGAAUCCUGGGGACUGUACAACCAUGACUGGUCGGCGUGGAGGGAUAGUGCGUACAUCAACAACGUGCUUAUCCCAUCUGUGGAAGCAACGGUUGGAGAUAGCUGUCGUUUCGAACAUCCCAGUGGUGGAAACAGGAACCAGAGCUCCAAUCGCUUCGGCGGAGGAGGCAAUGUCGGCGGAAACCAAAAUGCGCUUGACAAGUACAAGAUUUCGGUAGAGACGAUAGAAGCGGAUCUAACGACUGAAACACCACAAUGGAUCCUAUCCGCCUACGCGCCCGGCAAAGACCCCCCCGAGCAAUUGUUUGGUGGUUUCCCACGGGAGCAGAGCUUCGAGGAGAUGAGGUUUCAUUUCUACCAAGCUCGCGCUGCCGGCAAUGAGCAGCAGGCUCUCAGCCAAGCUCAGGAGCUAUAUCAAACCGCCCAACAACAGAAUCAAAAUGCUGUUCGCAACAUUCGUGAUGCAAUGAACUUCAUCGUUCAAGGAGAAAACCGACAUCCAAACCGGCACGACCUCUGUAACCAGGGUACUCAGGGUCAGCCGUUUGGCGAGUUCCUUGUGGGCAAGAGACCCAAGACUACCAUUGCUGGAGCCGCUCCGGCCAAUCCAUUCUCAUCCAACAACAAUUCGAGCACGCCAUCUGCCUUUGGUGGAGGAGCAGCUGCCGGCUCAAGCGCAUUCGGUCAGCCUUCUACCCUUGGCCAACGACCAAGUGCUUUCGGUGCACCCGCCUUUGGGCAGCCUUCUCAACCAACGUCAACUUUCGGACAGUCUUCGCAACCUAAUUCUGGUGGCUCGGCGUUUGGACAACCGUCUCAACCCAGCUCAGCUUUUGGACAACCAUCACAACCAUCUCAGCCAUCAUCAGCAUUCGGACAGCCAUCUCAACCCGCGUCCGCGUUUGGGCAGCCCUCAGCUCUUGGGGCAAAGCCUAGUCCUUUCGGAGCCCCAUCUUUUGGUCAAUCAUCGCAACCAAACGCGCAGGGCAAUGCCUUUGGUCAGCCCAGCCAGCUCGGUCAGAAGCCGAACCCUUUUGGUACUGCCCAACCCAGCGCCUUUGGAAGUAACACCAACAACGCCCCGGCUGCCAAUCCCUUUGGUGGAGGAGGAUCGAGCCAAAGCAAUACCGCAACUAGUGCGUUUGGAGGAGGAUCGAGCCAAAGCACCACCGCAACUAGUGCGUUUGGAGGCGGAUCGAGCCAAAGCACCACCGCAACUAAUGCAUUUGGAGGUGGUGGGAACAACCAGGCACAGGGCAACCCCAGCCCUUUCGGGCAGCCAUCUCAGAACAAUACUCAGGGCAGUGCUUUCGGUCAGCCAAGUACUCUUGGCCAGAAGCCAAACCCGUUCGCAGCCGCACAACCACCUGCUCAAGAUGGAAACUCCCCAUUUGGUGCCAAGCCAGCAGCGCCCUCGGGAUUUAACCAGAAACCCCAAGAAAACAACCCAUUUGCCCAGCCCGCCAAUGCUGGAGCAGCCCCCGCAAAUCCAUUUGGAACAAACCAGCCGCAGCAGAAGGUUGAGACUGGUCCCCAGGCCAACCCCUAUCCAUCUGAUAGUACCAGACAACACCCGCCUCUCGAGAGCUACGCGUCUAAGGGUAUGGAUGGUAGGUUGACCAUGUUCAAAGGUAAGCCAGUCACCUACAAGGACAGUUUGCCGGGGAUUAGGCUAUUUGAUGGAACAUGGCAGCGAAUUUGGUUUCCCAAUGGUCCACCAAGCUUUUACAAGGAUACUGCAAUGCCUUUGGAGAAGUACGAUGAUAAGACAAAGGCACAAUGGGCCGCGUUUGCGGAGAGCGGCAACUUUGCUGAUGGAGCCAUGCCUGCGCUCCCGCCACCACGGGAUUGCACGCUGUGGAACUUUUGA
This is a messenger RNA of Clonostachys solani, 3015 nucleotides long. The record is from the annotation of a GenBank genome assembly. Lineage: Eukaryota; Fungi; Ascomycota; Sordariomycetes; Hypocreales; Bionectriaceae.